GUACACUAUUUCCGCCAUUUCUCUACAUGCCUGAGAAAUCUAACUGGGUGGUCAGGAGUGUCUUUUGGAAGUGUGUGGUUUGUAGCUGAGAUAAGCUGUGAUCAGAUGUUAGAGUAACACUGAAAAAGAUACACGUAGGAUAAUUCGACUGCAGUUCGGAAUCGUCCAAUAUUUGGAUCUACAAAAGGAUAAAAAAUUGACAGAUUUGCAGUGUGUUAGUAGAUUUAUCUUGAAGAUGAUUUACCAGGCGCUGGUUGUUGUGGCCCUUCUGCAAGGUGCCAUGAGCCAGCGAUCCCACGAUCCCUGUGUUCAGAGUAGUUGUUACCCAGCAACUGGAGAUCUUCUCAUUGGUCGAGAGAAUCGUCUUUAUGCAUCUUCAACUUGUGGAGAAGAAAGACGGAGUCGUUUCUGUAUAGUCAGUCAUUUAGAAGAUAGGAAAAAAUGCUUUAUUUGUGACUCUAGGAAUAAUACUCGAAGUCAAAAACUUAGUCAUAGAGUGCAAAAUAUUGUGUCUAAUUUUGACCCAAAUCACAAACCUUAUUCUAGAUGGUGGCAAGCUGAAAACGGCAAAAAAGACGUCUAUAUUCAGUUGAAUCUAGAAGCAGAGUUCCAUUUUACUCAUCUUGUCAUGACAUUCAAAACAUUCAGACCAAAAGCAUUAGUCAUUGAACGUUCAUUUGAUUUUGGAAAAACGUGGAGAGUAUAUCGAUACUACGCUCAUGAUUGUUCCAAGUCUUUCCCUGGUAUUCCUACUGGACCACUUCAGGAUAUUGAUGAUGUCAUCUGUGAAUCGCGAUAUUCAGCUGUGGCGCCAUCUUCCAGAGGAGAGGUUGUAUUCCGUGUUCUUCCCCCAUCUCUAGAGAUUAAAGACCCCUACACACAGAAAGUACAGAAUCUUCUCAAACUGACCAAUCUUAGAGUGAAUUUUACUGAACUACAUACCCUAGGAGAUCAGAAUUUGGAUAGGAGACCAGAAAUCAAAGAAAAGUAUUACUAUGCCAUGUACGACAUGAUUGUACGAGGAAGUUGUUCCUGCUACGGACACGCUUCACGUUGUGUUCCAAUCCCUGGCGCAGAAAACAGCCCAGAUAUGGUGCAUGGUAGGUGCCAAUGUACUCACAACACUAAGGGACUUAACUGUGCUGAGUGUGAGGACUUCUACAAUGACAAACCAUGGAAACCAGCAUUCCGAAAAACAAUCAAUGCAUGUGAAAGAUGUCAAUGUAAUGACCACGCCACCCGCUGUCACUUUGACCCCGCUGUGUAUGAGGCCAAUGGCCAGCAGAGUGGAGGCGUCUGUGAUAACUGCCAGCACAACACGAUGGGUCGCCAGUGUCAGGAGUGCAAGCCAUUCUUCUACCAAGUCCCUGGUAGAGCUCUGAAUGAUCCUUACAUCUGCGAGCCUUGCGACUGCGAUAGGUUCGGCUCGGAGCAUAGCGGGGAAUGUGAGGGACGCACAGACCAAGAGGAUGGCUUGGUUGCCGGACGCUGUAUUUGUAAGCGCUAUGUAACUGGGAUCCGUUGUGAUACCUGCCUUGAUGGAUACUGGAAUCUUCUAGAAGAAAAUCCAGAUGGAUGUGAAGCCUGUACCUGCAACACCUUGGGAACAGUUGGUAACUAUGGAUGCGACAAGGUCACUGGCGUCUGUACGUGCAAGAGAUUUGUAACAGGAAGAAGCUGCGACACUUGCUUGCCUGGGUACUAUGGUCUAAGCAACGAAAGAGAAGGCUGCAAGGCAUGCGAUUGUGACGUUGGUGGCUCCCUAAGUAAUGACUGUGACCAGCGAACUGGGGAGUGCCAGUGUCGGGAGAACAUCAUUGGACGUCGCUGUGACCAAUCCAGACCAGGCUUCUUUAUCCCUGACCUUGACUGGAUGAAAUAUGAAGGAGAGUUUGCAACAGGAACUGAGCGCACACGUGUUGUGAUAAGAGAGUUGAUACCUGGACGUAUCAGGACAUGGACUGGCCCAGGGUUCAUGCGAGUUCACGAGGGAGACAGCCUCACUUUCAAAGUUGAUGAUAUCGUAGCUUCCGGAGAGUAUGACAUCAUCAUCCGAUAUGAGCCACAGAUGCCUGAACGAUGGGAAGAUGUACGUGUGACAGUGAUCCGUCCUGAAUUACCUGACCAGAGGGGGGUCUGUGCAAACAGCAUCCCUCAGGAUGAUCUCAAAGCCACAACUCUUCCACCAGGUAGCCGCCAUUAUGUUGUAACACCGCCAUCUUGCCUGGAGAGUGGAGUGAGCUACACGAUACGUUUAGAUUUCAACCGAUACAAGAGUGACCGCACGACACCAGAUGCCAGUAUUCUCAUAGACUCAAUUGCCUUAAUGCCAAAUGUAGACAGCAUCCCAAUCUUCCAAGGACCAGGUUUGCCAGAAGAUCUUAAGAUCAAGUUCAUACGUGAUCAAUGUAGAGAGAAACAGGAAUCCAUGAUCAGAGGAGAAUUACCAGAAUCUUGUAAAAAGCUUAUAUUCAGCAUUGGAGCUGUUACUCAUCAAAGGGCGCUACCUUGCGAGUGUGACGUAACAGGAUCCCAUAGUGCUGAGUGUGCACCACUAGGUGGAGAUUGUCAAUGUAAGAGCAAUGUGAUUGGACGUCGCUGUGACCAGUGUGCCCCUGGAACCUAUGGAUUUGGACCACGAGGAUGUUCUGCCUGUGAUUGCGAUGGUCGUGGUUCAAGGGAUAACUUCUGUGAAGUGACCACGGGGCAGUGUCUCUGUAUUCCAAAGAUCAAGGGGCGCCAGUGUAACAAAUGUCUCCCAGGGUUCUGGAACUUCCCCAACUGCCAGCCUUGUGAGUGUAACGGACAUGCCCCAGAGUGUGCAGAUGGCACUGGUGGUUGCUUACGAUGUGCUGAUAAUACUGCUGGACCCAACUGUGGAGUGUGUGCCCCUGGUUUCUAUGGUGACCCCCGUGUAGGAGUGGGAAUCGCUUGCAAGGAGUGCAUGUGCCCCGGUGGUGCCAACAGUGGUAUGCAGCAUGCAGAUACCUGUCAACUUGACCGUGUCACACAGAAUGUCAGGUGCAAUUGUAAACCAGGAUAUGUAGGUGCCAACUGUGACGAGUGUGCUGAGAACUACUAUGGUAACCCUCGGCAGCGAGGCGGGACCUGUCAAAAAUGUACAUGCAGCGGGAACAUCGACUCACGAGUACCAGGCAGCUGUGACAAGCGAACAGGAGAGUGCCUCAAAUGUCUUGGGAACACUGAAGGCUUCAACUGUCAAUAUUGUAAACCUGGUUACUAUGGUGAUGCAACUAAACAAGAAUGCAGAAAAUGUAUCUGUAAUCCACUUGGCACAGACCAAUCUGCAGGCCCUUGUGACAGCAACACAGGAAAGUGUCCCUGUCUGCCCAAUGUAGUAGGCCAGUCAUGCGAUCAGUGUGCACCCAACUACUGGAAGAUCGCCAGUGGAGAGGGCUGUGAGGCUUGUAACUGUGACCUAACUGGUUCAUUCAGGUCCCAGUGUAAUCAGUUCACAGGACAGUGUGAUUGUGAGGAGGGCAGAGGAGGCAGAACAUGCUCUGAUUGUGAACAGAACAUGUGGGGAGACCCUUCCACAGGAUGUUAUCCAUGCAAGUGCAAUGCCAGUGGAUCUGCCACACUCCAAUGUGACCGCCGAACUGGACUGUGUGAUUGUCUGGAGGGUGUAGCAGGAGACAGAUGCGACCGUUGUGAUAGGGGAACCACUGGAACACUACCUAACUGUGUGCCUUGCGGAGAAUGCUUUGAGAACUGGGAUAGGAUCAUCAAUGAACUGAGAACUGAGACCAACACUCUGAUUGACGAAGCUGCUGAUAUUAAGAGAGAGGGUGCCCCAGGGGCAUUUGAGAAGGAGUUUGAAGACAUGGAGAAUAAACUGGAUCAAGUCAGAGAUAUUGUGGAGAAUGCAAACAUAACCAGUGGAGAUAUCACCGACCUAAAGGAGAAAUUAAGAGCUAUAAGAACAAAUCUGACUGAGAAUGACAAUGCCAUAGAUGACGUUAAGAUCGACCUUGAUGACACCAACCAGAGAGUGACAACUGUCGACAACAAACUGGCCAAUAUUAAACGUAAAGUGGAGGACCUGAAGAAAGCAGCUGAAGAACUGGAGAAAAAUGCAACAGAUAUCUUACUGGGAGAUGUAGAAGGUGCCUUCAACAAUAUCACGAAGAAAGCCCAGGAAGAUUCCCGCAAAGCCCAGAUGAAGGUCGACCAAACAGAAUACACUGUAAUAGACUCAUCAAAUGUUCGCCAACAAGUUGAUGAAAUCCUCGCAGACAAUCAGGAUGAGUUUGAUAGGAAAAUUGAGGAAAAUGAUAAGAAAUUGGAUGAUAUUGACUCUAAAGUCAAUGACCUAGAUGCAGGAAUUACUGACUUGAACGAAAUGGUAUGUGACAAACGUGGGGAACCAUGUGACGAGUUGUGUGGAGGAGCUGGAUGUGGCAAGUGUGGGGGUCUCAGUUGUGAUGAGGGUGCAGUCUCCAAGGCAGAAGGCGCUCUAGACUAUGCUAAGGAUGGGAAUGUAUCUCUCUCUGACAAAAAAGAGAAAUCAGAUACCUUGUUGAACAGUGUAAGAGAUGCUAAGGCAGAUGCAGAUGAUGCCAAAGAUGCAGCCCAGAUGGCAUAUGACCGUGCCUACAUGGCUAUGAAUCAGUCUACCACAAUGAGGGACAUGUUGCUAGAUCUCCUCCAGAAGAUCAGAGACUUCUUAUCACAGCAAAGAGCCACACCAGAGGAAGUCAGGACUUACUGUGAACAAGUGUUGGAUCUGGUCAUAUCUCUCAAACCUGAAGAAAUCAGGAACCUAUCACGACAGAUCAACGAGACCAUUACAGGACUAACAGACAUUGACGCCAUCUUGGAUGCUACACGGGAUGAUCUUCUGAAAGCAAAGAAUCUGAAAGAAAGGGCAGACAAAGCAAAGGAGAAUGCUGAUGCUAUCAGAGAUACUGCCAAUGAAAUAUUGGAACUACUCAAACAGGCCAGAGAAGCACAAGAUAUUGCAACUGAAGCUAUAGAUGCAGCAAAUGAAGACAUUGAUAACGCUGAGAAAGAUCUCACUUCUAUUGAAUCAGAGACAUCAGCAGGUUUAGACAAGUCCACAAGAGCAUAUGAAGAUAUAGAAGAUCUCAAAGCACGUCUUGAGAAGCUAAAAACUAAAUAUCUUGAAAAUGAGAAUGAUGUUAAGAAAGCCAAGCGUCAGGCAGAAGUUGCUCAAAAACUUGCAGAUGAAGCAGAAGAUGCUGCAGAAAAUCUUACUGAUAAUUAUGGAAAAGUGAAAGAGGAGCUCACCAAGAAGUAUGAAGAAACUACCAUGGCCAAGGGCAAGGCAGAAAGUCUUAAAAAUAAUGCCACUAUAUUAGCUGUAGAUAUAACUGAUAAAUUAACCAAAUUACAAGAAAUGGAGACAAAAUUCAAAGAGAAUCACAGUACUUUAAAAACCUUGGACAAUCAAAUUGGUACAUUGAAUGAAGAAAUGAAGAAAUUAUUAGAAGAAAUUCAAUAUUGGGCAAGUUACCACCGCGAGUGCCAGCCUUAGUCAUAUAGGGACACUCGAUGGAGUGUUUUAUAAAAGUAUAUCGGAAAGUCAAUACUCAGGCUAAAUCUGGCUAAAUGAGAUGUACGUCGACCAAUACAAUCAUUAACAUCAGAACUACUACGUAGUAGAAAACUGACCACAAUCUGAUAAUGUCGUUUGUUUCACUUGUACUUUAUUUAUUUUGAAGCUGUACUCAAACAAUUUGGUAACAGUCAUAUAGAGAAAUUUAUGUAUGUACAAUAAUAGGAAAGGAAACCCCCUUAUUCUGUCAGGUAGUGUGUUGAAAAAUAUUGGUUGAAGAAAUCUCUUUUUGGAAAUGGACUGGCUUGCCUUUGCCCUAUCAUAGCCAUACAGGAAUAUAUCACUUCCAGAAGUACACUGUUGCUCACAUUGUGUGACUCUGCCUAGGCCAAAGGCAGUAAGGAGGAUCUGAUGUAAAUCGAAUCCUCUUUUAUGUACCUGUUCUCAUGUAUUAGUUGUGUCAUGAGGGGAUCAAAAGACAAGAACCAUGUGCCAAGUGGAAGUGUAUAUAUGUAGAAAGAAAGGGUUCAGUAGGCCAGUAUUUAAGAGUAUAGGGCCAUUUGUAUAAUAUGUCUAAUAAUAUAUAGCUACACAUUCACUGCCAUGUUCAUGACAACCCAAAAAUAAACAAGUCUUGAAAAUAACAAACAUAUUUGUGGUUUGUCAUGAAUUUCAUGUGUGUCUGUAUUUGUGUUUUAACAGAGUUGACAUUGAGGUUGAAUCAUAGAGAUCUCAUUGUAAGUGACCAGUUUGCAUUUUGGGGCUGGUGUUUUUACAACUAGGGUCGAUAUAUUUGUCCCAAAUAGAUGCACAUAAUAUUGUGACAUUCAAAGUUUGCACAUCUAGUCGUAGUUAUGGAACAAUGAACGCAAGCAGAUCUAUUUUGUCACAAUGUGUUGUCAACCACCAGCCCCAUCUAGUGUAGUAGUGUCUAAAACGAAUCUCAGUCUACUUUACCACUGAAGCUAGAAUAAUGAUUUUACUAGUAGGCUGAUGAUUUAAUAAUACAAUUUUGAUUUUAUACAAUUUAACCUAAAUCCAUAUAUAAAAGUAUAAGAGUUGUUAUUAGAUUAACAGUGGAUUAUAACAGAGCUGUAUAAUAUUGCAGUACAUGUAUAAAUAUUUUAUCACAACCCAUGGUGCUCUAUAUAUUAGAACCAAAAGUGAAUGUUUAGUGAAAAAUACCAUGCAUGUGCUUAUUAAGCUUUAUGGGAUCUCUCCCAUAUUUGUUAAAAUUCCAGAUUUCAUCUGUUAAAAUUUCAGAUUUUAUCUGUUAAAAUUUCAGAUUUUAUCUGUUAAAAUACCAGAUUUUUAAUCAAAGUAAUCUAAAUUGCUAGUUAAGUGAAGCGUGACAUGUAAAGUUUGGACCAUUUACAGAAUGUGUGGUAUUCUUCAUAAAUCAUUAUCCGUAUUCUGUUGUUAUGUUUCCGUUCUUUGUUUCUAAUCUCAUUAUUUUAUGACGUAUGUGGUAGUCCCAACUUCUAUGUAUGUGGUGGUUGUAGCUUUUUCAGAUGUGGUACAUAUGUUGUAGGAGAGCUUCUCCAUACAUAUGUGGUAGGAGAGCUUCUCCAUACAUAUGUGGUACCCAUGGCUCCACGUAUGUCAUACAUCGACUCCACAUAUGUCCUAGUUUCAUGUGCACUUUUGUACUCUUUUACUAUCAUUUAUAAACAACAUUACUUUAUAUUAAGCCAAACUAUUUUUAUUCAAAUUUUUAUUAUUAUUAUAGAACUAGUGUAUCAUCCUUUCAUAAUGUAUUUUAUUGUAUUUAAAUCGCAUUAUUAAACCCAAUUAUAAUAUACAAGUAAUUAUUGUGUACAGAAACAUUGUAAAGUCUGGAAAUCAGUCUAUCAGUGUAUAAAACUAUACAGGGAUAUCUUUAAUAAUUGUCACCCAUGGAAGAUGUCACAUUGUCAAAUUUUACGAAUUCAGAAUAAAGUUGUAGAAUAGAAUAUGGAAUAGAAUAACAUGCAGGUAGUUCACACUACUUUGAAGUAGAUUAUUUUAUUCAAAUUUCAAUGAAAUAUUGUGUUAUGGGUGUGACAUUGUAACAUUUUAUCAUGGUAUUUCAUGUAUGUACAAAUGUAGAAAGAAUCUAGAUUUGCGAUCUAGGUGCCGUGUAGCUAGAAUAGGUAUUUUAGAUAUUAUUUAAUGUAUUAUAUUGACAUCACACAGAACAUGUUUUGGAACGAGCAAAUUCAUUGUACUCAGUCAGAUAGCAGACUCAGUCCCAUCAUUUCAUUCUUGUAUUGAAACAUCGUCAUUGGUUACUAGUAUAUCAAAAUUUCUCCAUAGGGAUAUGGAAACCAUGGCAACCAGUGUCUCAUUUGGGAUGUAUGCUGAUUUAAGUAUGUCAUAAAAACUGAUAUUGGGGUUCAUUCAAAUGAGUAUUAAAAAGCCUGUACAUACACUAACUUUUAUUAAUACUCUUGGGUUGAAAUGUCUUAAUAUUUACCACCAAAUUCAAUGUUAUGAUUACAUUCUCAAACAAGUUAUGGUUGAGAUUGUUUAUUUGAUCUAAACAUGAAUUGUAUAAGAAAUAUAUAAACCAAUUUGUGCUGUUUUAAUACAAGAUUAUGUCAUUCAUAUUUAUAACUCACCUUAUAUUACCUCUAUAAUUGUGUACUUAAUUUGCAUUUACACUGUAUUAAAAAUAUUUACCGCUCAUGUCAUAAUCUGACAUGGCGGUGUCAGUGACAUCACAACAUAAACUGUACAUUAUCACAUUGUAUUUUAGUCAUUUAUGAUUUUUAUCAUUCAUGGGCUAACAAUGAACGACUAAUCAGGAACUUAAUACCUGGACUUGGGCAGACUAUUAUGUAAACUCAAGUUUGAUUAUGUCCCAACAGAUGACGGAAAAAUCUUGCUAAAUCUUUGUUUUCAACAUCUUACCAGAUAUGGUUGGAUCUUAAAAUGAAUGGAUAUUUAAUAUGAUGCAGUCCAGCACAUGGCUCCUAGAAUCCUUAAUUUACAUGGAUUGGCAUAGGUUAUUUACUGCUGUUUUCUGGAGCUGUGUACUAGACUGGAGUUCAAAUUUCAUUAAAAAAAUAUGUAAACUUGUUGGUCAAUCGAAAUUAAACAGUAUUUGAUUAAUGAUUCUAGCUUUGGCUAUGUCAUGAUAUUAUAGCAUAGAUAAGCCUCCUUUGUAAUCCCCAACAUUUUCAUUCAAAAUGGGCUUGUGUGGAGUCUUUAGUUCCCCAUAAUCUUGUAUCCCACCAUACAGCCAAUUCUCAUCCAUGUGGAAUCCGUGCUACAUGGAUUCACAUUGUGUCUAGAUGGAUUCUAUGUGGAUUAGAUUUGGGCUGUAGGGUUUCGGAAGACAGAUGAUUGAGCAAACUGACAUAAAACUGGGUUUGAGUGAAAAUUUGAGGAAUUCAAAAAGGUUGGUUAAAGUUUGAGAUUCAAGCAAAAAUCUACCUCAUCCAUCCCAUAUUUGUGUACCUUGUUGUAACCAUAGAGAUCAUAUUGUAAAAAUAUCACAUAUGCAUAGAUUGAGUAACUUCCAUUGGACAUAAUAUACUAUUAUAUAGUGUGGAGAAAUUAUCACAUAAUAUACUCCAUGACAUGUAACAUAAAAUAA
Messenger RNA from Owenia fusiformis, 9119 nucleotides. The record is from the annotation of a GenBank genome assembly. Lineage: Eukaryota; Metazoa; Annelida; Polychaeta; Sabellida; Oweniidae.